GGCCGCCGCGCGCAUGCACCGACUGAGGGCACUGGCGCACGCACACCUGCACGCUGAGAUACUGAACAGUAACCAAGAGUGGAGCGGGCAGUUGGCGCGUCGAGCUCGCGAGCUGAGCGCGGCCCUCGAGCGGCUGCAGGCCGGUCGCACCAAGGCGCAUGGACUGCUGCAGGCCGCGCGACAGAGGGUGAAGUGGGGAGCGGGUGCGAACCCGGCGUUGCGGAGCGUGCUGAGCUCGCUGGAGGGCGCGUGGGCCGAGCGCGAGGCGAGCGGCGAGCGGCUGCAGCGGGCGGGCGGCGCGCUCGCCCGGCACGCGCGCGGGGCGGCGCACCUGGCGGCCCGCGUCACGCGGCCGGCGCGCACGCUGCGGACGGCGCUGGCGCACUGGGAGAAGGCCUGCAGUUUAUCGGUGAAGUACUCGCUGCAGGUGUCCCCGGUGGAGGAGUCGCUCAUGGAGAUGUUGCAUCCCGAAGGAAACAUAGACGAGCAGUGGGUUGCGAACGUGAGCGCGCUAGUCCGCGAGAUGUCCAGCGGUGCGCGCGCGGCCGACGUGGCGGGCCGCGCGCGCCUGGAGGGGGGCCGGGCCGAGCUCAGGGCCGCCUGCGAGCCGCUCGCCGCGCCCGCCGCCACCAGCAUGCAGCUGCUGGAGCGACUGCAGACCCCGCUGGCGACCCUGGACCAGGACGAGAAUCCGGCUGAAGAGUUCCUCGACCGAUGGAGAGCUGUGAACGAGAAGCUGAGCAAUAUCAGCAGCAGCAGCAAGGAGAGUGGCGGCGUGGAGCACGCGGCCCGCGUGGCCGCCGCCAGCGCCACGCUGCAGGUGGACCUGCCGCUGCUGGCCGAGGCGCUGCUGCAGUUACCGCAGCAGCUCAGCGAGAGUAACAAACGCGCCGCUCGACAGCAGACCGCACUGGCCAAGCAUGCCAGUAAACAUGAACAACGUAACUCGGUCGGCGCGGGCGUGUGGCGCCGCGUCCGACUUAAACUGGAGGGGAGAGAACUGCCGGCUAACAUGCGAGCCUCGCCCCAUGAACAGGUGGAGUACAUCAUAUCUGAGGCGUGCAGCAUCGACAACCUGUGUCUCAUGUACGAGGGAUGGAUGGCCUGGGUCUGAGCGGCCGCGGCCUGCGACACGACACGCGACACGACUAGACGCGGGCCUGCGCGCUCACGACCUGACGUGACGGACGUGACGUCACGUCACGCGUCACGGACACUCGGACGAGUCGAAGACGGACCCGGGCCCGACCCGCCCGGACACUACUUGUAAUUACCUUAGCAACGGGAUUCUACGUCUGAUGGCGACCGCCGCCAUCUUGAUUAGCACGAGGCUUCGCAGGGAUCGUUAACAUGGCGUCCAUCGUCAUGCCGUCAAGCGAAUGGCUUUAUAAGCUCGUCGCCAUGGAAACCGCGCCACUCUUGUUACCCGAUGAUCUUUAUCACAGUUAGCUUGGCGAGCAUCAUCUUGCUGUUAGACGAGAGGUCGGUAUUGUAACGACCGCGGCCAUCUUGGCUCAUAGCUUCGUAGCAUAAGUGACUUGGGGCUCAGUUUCCAAAUUGAAUUCAGUUUCUGGAUCCAAUCAUGAUGAUCACGUUGGGCGAAUUUAUUAUAAAUCGAGUCAUAAUUGCGACGCUCCCGGGCCGUCGGCGUCGUUACCAUGACAACAGCCGCCAUUUUUCUGGCCCACGUUGCCAGUAUAGUUUUAUUAUGCUAAUAAAUAAUUAUUGUAUUCAUAUAUAAUGAAUUACUUACAUAGAAAUAUUAUAUCAAUAGAACUUUAUAAAAAUUCUCGACGGUCCGGGAAUCUUUUGGCUUCAUAGUGUAGGAUAAGUAGAGCUCACUUUCUAAAUGCACUUUUAAUUAUUUAACAACUGAAUGAGAAUUCUGUUUUAAAAAUCUAACUUCCUACCAGAUAUUCUAUAUUUGAUGCUUUUGAAAUGAAUUCUAAUGAGAUCACAAAAUGAGAAUGAGGCGUGACACCCUGAAUGCAGUCGAUUGAUUAUGUUAGGUCUCUCUGGUAGUGGUACUAAUUGGAGAUAAGGUGUCGCACAUAGCCGAUAGCCAUCAAUACACCCAAGUAAAGGAAUUUUCGGGAGUGACGUGAGCACUCUACAAGGUUAAUGCAAAACAAAUGAUAUUUUAUCAAAAAUUUCCAAAAUUUAAUUCUGCAUACUGCGUUCUUUAAGCACUAUCUUUUGAUUAGUAAUUCUUUCAGUUUCAGUGACGAAUAGUACGUCGCCGUCGUACAAUAUAAAUAAAUAUAUAUACACAUAUUUAUAUAUAUAAACUAGCUGACCCAGAAAACGUUGUAUUGCGAUAUAAAGUAAUAAAUAAAAAAAUCCAUUGCCACCUCGCAACCCUAUUGCGGAUCUGUGGAUGUAGCAGAAUAAUAUAAAAAUCGCGAUAGAAAAAUAGGUGUUUACCGUAGACGGGUGAAAAUUUGAAGAUUUUUAAAAUACAUUUGUAUGUAUUUAAAAAAAAAAAAAAAAUAUCUAAAAAUUAAAAAAAAAAUUGGGGUGGACUAUCCUUAACAUUUAGUGGGAUGAAAAAUAGAUGUUGUCCGAUUCUCAGACCUACCCAAUAUGCACUCAAAAUUUCAUGAGAAUCGGUCAAGCCGCUUCGGAGAAGUUUAACUACAACCACCGCGACACGAGUAUUUUAUAUAUAUAUAUAUCUAUAUAUAAAUAUAUAUGUAACCCACGAUGUCAUCCGCCUUAACAUAACAUUAAUAAAAUAUAAUAUAUGUUACUAUAUGUUAAACAAGCUAAUAAGCUGUGUGGUAAAUUUAAUUCGUGGAUUAUCAAUUCAACUGUUUUGGAUUGAUGGAGUAACAAACAUGCAAAUUGUGCAAUAAUACCUAAUAAUUUCGUUAAUAAAUCCAAAUAGAAAUUAAUUCAUUGCAGAUUUAACAUUAAAAUCAAGAAUUCACAUAAAUUUCUUCUUAGUCAAUAAUUUUUGUUAGUUACAUAAAUCCUGUGAACAAACCCAUAUUUUAAACAUUUGUGGCUCUCUGGCAACCCUUAAAUGUACGUUUUGGUUUAUUAAAGUGUAUAAACCAAAUCAAGGAUUUAAAAAGCGCAGAAAAAAUCACCGGGAUAGUACUUAUUGCCUUUUCUUUUCUCUUAGAUUGCCAUUAGUAUCCGGGGCGUGAGUUUAGUAAAAAAAAUUAUAGAUAUGGAAUAAGCGAAAAUAAAUGAUUUUUACGAUUGACACUCGCACAGAAAAUAAUCGUGUUAUUCUUCGGCUUCCGAUAUUGUUUGGGAGCUUGGCGAGAGCUGAUCACCUGCCACUCCUGACCAAACUACUACCGUUGAUUGCUGUUUUGACAUCAGAUAUAUUUCCUAUCUUUGGCUUUUCUCAUUCGAACCGUAGGUCUUUUCAUUAAAUUGAAGAACCCUAUGUAAAACCACUUCUGUUUACUGUUUAGAAUUAUAAAGAUACAUAGAAGCAUUUGUAUGAAAACAUAUUUCCUGAUCUCUGUAACACUAUAAUAUUUUUUUAAUAAUUAACGUCUCAAUAAGUAUCCUUAGCACCAGAAAUAUUUUUAUGAUUAAAACUUAUGUAUUGUUAUAAUUUGAUUCCAUUAUUUGUUAAUAAUUCAGAAUCAAUUUUAAAAUUUUCCACUUAUUUCGGUGUUGACUGUAGUAAGGAUUAUUCAAUAACUUCAUCCAUCAGGGUUGUCUUCGUGGACAGAAAGUGAGCUCUUAUAUAAUAUAAUAAUGAUAUUGUAGAUGAUUAAUGUUGUAUCGCACGUGGAGCGGAGUGCAUCACCGAUGUGUUCGCUCGUGCGUUAGUGUUAGAGGCAGCUUGGAGACGCGGCAGAUUGUCAGCCAUUGACCCGUAAGGCUGUCUGUCCAUUGAAGCGGAAUUUACAAAAUACGCGACAAACAAGACAGAAACUGUCUAAAGUGUGAAAGUGCAGAAAAAAUCGAGUCCACUAUCCUGUGUAUGUUUUUUUUUAUUUUACUUCGCGAAUCUAUGCAAUUUACUAUUGCGAAUUUCUGGUUUAUUUCUCUGUUUUUACCACAUGAGUGGACAGGCAGCCGUAAUAACACACAUUCUCAGAACGUGUACAUUAAGUUCGAAUCCACUGGUACAAUUAAUUAUUUAAAAGUUUUGUAUUACCCUUAUUAUUUUAAAACUUACAUCAAUAUAACCUUCAAUCUACCUACAAAUAUCUCAUGCAGAUCUUAAUAGUUAGAUUGACUUCUUAUUUCUUAUUAUAUGAAAAAUCUUAGAUCAUUUAUACGUCUAGAUAGACUAAGACAGCUGUGAAAACGUCGAAAAAAUUGAAUUUAGAACUAACCUCUAUUUUGAGCAUUGCACGCACACUAAACUAAUAUUCUAGACGUUUAAAUUAUCUGAGAUUAAAAUAAUACGUAUCAACAUAAAACUGAAUGGGUUUUUUAAAUGAAUGUUUUAAUCGUCUGUUUUUUCUUACUCAACCGUUUUGUUUAUGUGAAGGUAAAAGAAGGCAAAUAUUACUUGUAGGUACAAUAUAUUAUAAAUGGCUAUUAAUUGUUUGAAAAAAGAAAGUGUGUAUGUACUUUUGUACGCACGCAAAAGUUACUCUUCUUUGGCAUAACAAAUUAAAAAUCCUUAAAAUGUUCAAUUCCUCGUGAUAUUUAUGUUAGUAGAAUGAUAUUGUAGUAAAGAUAUGUAUUAAAUACAACCAAUGAAAAUAUUAUUAUUAUACAAUUUACAACGGUAUGAUUUUUAAUCUAUUUUACAACUUAUAAAUAUUGCAAUUUAUUUAAUUCUCGUCCAUUGGUUGUGGUCCAGUGGACACAUGAGUUACAAGAGGCUUGGUUCUAGUUGACCAGUUCACGUCAGGGUGUCGAAUUUGCGUGUAGGUGUGCGCGGUAAAAAAAUAUUUUCCGAUUUUUUUAUCCGUACCCGUCUCAUAUUUGCUAUGUUAUCGAAUAUCAGGCAUCUUCAAUCUUAAAUAGCGCGAAAUGUUUGAUAGCUGGCAAUAAUUUUGUUUUAAAACAAGAAGAGUAGAAUAUUAUGAGCUAAACUGUAAACUCGUGUACUUUUUUUUAUAAAAAAAGACGAGUGUCUCUGUAUUCAAAAAUAUUGUAUCUAUAAUAAUACAAAUGUCUAGCGUUCUUCGUCAACAUUACUGGCGACAGCUGCCUUUCUCCAAGCUGCGUUCAUAUUGCAUACACGUAGAGGCGCGGUGAACGCACCCUUUGUUAUAACUACCCUCUUAUGAUUUUUCUAAUGUCACAUAGUUGUCAUGCAGCCUAGCGAAACUCUAAGAAAAAAACGAUUUACUCGAUUGUAUGAAACGUGCAGUCAUUGAUAGAUUGACAGAUGACGGCUAUAAUCUUGUAUAAAAAAACGGAGAUUGUCCAAAUCCACAACGUUAGAAGCAACUGUUCACUUUCAAACUUGUCGGAUUAUACUUCGUUGCCAUACUAUAAUUACUAUUUAAAACUUAUGUCAAUUCUCACUGCACGUUUUAUACUAAAAUAAAUUUAAAUUUUUACUUAGGUAGUUCCGCCUCUUAACUACGUAGUAUUUAGAUCCUCUUUGCUGUCAUGAUUUAAUUGACAUUGAUAUCUCUACGUAUGUAUUUUUAUGUUUUUAAUAUUGUAAUUAUUUGAAGACAAAAUGUCAUGUUGUCAAUAUAUUAUAAUAAAAUUCAAUAUUUACAAAGAAAUCAUUUAUUAAAAUGACAUCCGGAAGUAAAUAUAUAUUAUAUAUAUAGUAUUAUAAACGUAGUACCUACUUUUUACUAAUUUCAUAUUCCUUGUACCGACGCAAUCGUUAACUGUUCAGUAGAAUGUCGUGAACAACAAAAGUGACGGUAGAUCGGUAUUUAUAUCAGAUACUGUGUUCGCCGGCGUCGUAUGUAUCGCUUCAUUAUUAUUUAAUAAAUGGUGUAUGUGUAAA
Molecule: messenger RNA, 5899 nt
Organism: Leptidea sinapis
Lineage: Eukaryota; Metazoa; Arthropoda; Insecta; Lepidoptera; Pieridae
Gene: nonC
Product: serine/threonine-protein kinase SMG1-like
Exons: 9
Coding region: 14-1114 (366 amino acids)
Molecular function (GO): protein binding
Source: RefSeq, a predicted model, not a curated record